Molecule: messenger RNA, 2589 nt
Organism: Maniola jurtina (meadow brown)
Lineage: Eukaryota; Metazoa; Arthropoda; Insecta; Lepidoptera; Nymphalidae
Product: gastrula zinc finger protein XlCGF26.1-like
Exons: 7
Coding region: 172-1890 (572 amino acids)
Biological process (GO): regulation of DNA-templated transcription
Cellular component (GO): nucleus
Molecular function (GO): zinc ion binding; DNA-binding transcription factor activity, RNA polymerase II-specific; RNA polymerase II cis-regulatory region sequence-specific DNA binding
Source: RefSeq, a predicted model, not a curated record
CUGUGUUGUCCACGAAGUUGUGAAGAUUUUGAUUUUAUUUCUCUGUUUUGAAAAAUUUUCUACCUUUCUACUUGUAAAGUGCGUGUAAAUGCUUGUAAAUCGUAAGCUCUUGUAGGUCAUAAUAAAACUCAGCAUAAAAGAUGUCCGCACAGCAGUGAAGCAAAGCCAAACAUGAAUGAUUUGAAAAGCAAAGGUCCUGUGGUCGACGCAGGCGUAUGCAGGUGUUGUGGUUUUGAGAAGAAAUGCAGGCUGCUAAACGCUGAAUACUCCUGGUUAGGGCAGAAGGAGGUUUACUCGGAUAUGUUUGUCGACUGCUUCGGCUUGGUGUUGUCAAAUUUGGAUGGGGAGGCUGCAGAGAGACUGAUAUGUGCCACAUGUGUCACAAGACUGAGAGAUGCAAAUCUGUUCCGCCAGCAAGUGCUGCAAUGUGAAGAGAAACUUCUCACCUCUUUUGUAGAACUACAAGAAGAUAAGAAACCCAUAGAAAUAAAAGAAGAGAAGAAACCCAUCAAAGUAGAGCUGGACUUGGAGGUGAGCGGCAAGGCUGAGGAUGACUCCAUGUCUGAUCACGAUUACAAUGAUAUGGAUACAACAGUGACAAUAUCAAGAGAGCCUUCAUGUGAAGAUGUCAAGAAGAAGACCAGGCCAAUCAGGCAAGUCAAAAACACGCCGAAGCCGAAAUUGCCGACGGUAAAACGAAAAUCCAGCCGGGUUAAAUCAAAAAAAAUUACAACGGGCAAGGUGAAGCGAGAAAAUGGAACCGACAAGAAACCGAUAGAUAUCCACAAAAUGCUAGACUUAAUUAUGAAAUCGAACAGCGAAAAGGAUAAAUCACUUCUAAACGCGGUCACCAUAGUGGAGAACUCUUACGCGUGUCCAUUCAACGCGUUCUUCAACAACUACCUCUGUAUAUACUGUAGGCAGAAGUUCGUGGACCCCGACAAACUGAGGGAGCACACGAUGACUCACGACAUCAAGAAAUACAAGGGCAUCCUCGAGAACUUCAGGCGGAGGAACAACAAGUGUCAAAUUGACUUUUACAGAAUCGACUGUCGGUUAUGCGAUGAAAAAAUAAACGACCUGAACACAUUCCAAAACCACAUUACUCAAGUGCACGACAAGAAGUUCUACACAACAACAUCCGAAGACGAUAUCAUCAUACUGAAGUACUGUUUAACCAACGAGAACAUAAAAUGUAUGGAGUGCAACGAUGUCUUCACAACGUUUCAUCCGUUGAGACUUCACAUGGCUGAACACUUUGGGACGUGUGUGUGCCACAUAUGUGGGACGCAUUACUUCGAAGACCGUUGCCUGAAGGCCCAUUUGAAAAGCCAUAAACCCUCCGAAGGUAUAUAUACAUGUCCCCAGUGUGGUAAAACGUUUAAAUGUAAAUACAACAUGACCAUACAUAUUGCCCGGUUCCAUACAAAAGAGGAUGUGUUCCUAUGCACUCAGUGCGAUGAAUCCUUCUUCUCUAACGCGUUGAGGCACAAGCAUAUGAUCGAAGUGCAUAAAGAGGACUUUCUGUUCAAAUGUAAGGACUGCGACAAAGUGUAUCAGAGCAGGAAACAGUUGAGGGAACAUACGAGGAGUGCUCAUCUGAAGAUUUUCAAACAUCUUUGUCAUGUAUGCAAUAGGAGGUUUUAUCUACCUGGUCAGUUAAAGGAGCAUAUGACAAUCCACACCGGGGAAAGGAACUUCCGAUGUGAACGGUGUGCGAAGAGCUAUCCCAGGUUGAAGGCGUUGAAGGUCCACAUGCAAUCACACAGUGCGGAGAAGAAGUACAAGUGUGGCCUGUGCUCAGCCUCGUACAGCCAGAAUGUCUGUCUGAAGAAUCAUGUCAAGAGGCAACACCCCACACUGCAUAAUAUGGAGGACAGCUAUCAGUAGUACCACACCCCUAUCGCUCCAUACAAGCGAAGCAUUACUACUACCGGAACACCGAUCUGUCCGCACACGAGUUUUAUGUGUAAUUGUUGUAGUGACAGUAGGACUGUGCAUGGAUCUGAGCGAAACCAAGCGAGCGGGACAAGGACACUAAUAUUGUAAGCAAUGGCUCCACACGCCAUACAAGCGAAUUUAUUUCAUUACCUAUGACUACUACCGGAACACCGGCCUGUCCGCAUACGAUUUGUGUGUGCCAGUGAUUAUAGUAGGGCUGUGCCUGGCCGAAGUCAGCGAAAACAAGCGAGCGGGACAAGGACAACAUUGUGUGAAGAGCUAUCCCAGGUUGCAGGCGUUGAACGUCCACAUGCAGUCACACAGCGCGGAGAAGAAGUACAAGUGUGGUGGACCCGCACACGAUUUUUGUGUGUGAGUAAGGGCUGUGCAUGGCUAAACGAAAUCAAUCGAGCGGGACAAGGACAACGCUGUAGUAAGCAACGGCAGUCCUUCUCGCUAGAAGAGGACAGACGGUUGAUCGGGUAGUACUGUAUGUUUAACUACCCGAUCCUGUCUGAAAAUUCAUGCACUAUCACACUAAUAUUAUAAAGGCGAAAGUUUGUAUGUGUGUGUGUGUGUGUGUGUGUGUGUGUAUGUUUGUUACUCCUUCACGCAAAAACUACUGGACGGAUUUGGCUGAAAUUUGGA